CCAAACGUUGAUAUUGCAAUGAUAGUGGAGUUCUGCUAUUUUGUUACACUGCUGUGUUACACUCGACAUUCAAAUUCAGUUUGCUGUCACCUUACACGCUGGGGUCUGGUGUUGGCUUCUGAACAUGAAACGCGUUUGGUGGCUAAUUUAUUCCAAAGAUAUAACAAGGUGAUUCGUCCAGUGGAGAAUCACAAGCAUUGUGUGAAUGUCACAGUGGGUCUGCAGCUGAUUCAACUCAUCAAUGUGGAUGAAGUAAAUCAAAUUGUGGAAACAAAUGUGCGCCUCAGGCAGCAAUGGGUUGACGUGAAGCUUCGCUGGACUCCAGAGGACUAUGGUGGAAUUAAAAAGAUCAGGGUGCCUUCUGCAGAUAUUUGGCUACCAGAUAUAGUUCUGUACAACAAUGCUGAUGGUGAUUUUGCCAUUGUUCAAAUGACCAAAGUCCUUUUGGAACAUACAGGAAAAAUAAUCUGGACACCUCCAGCAAUUUUCAAAAGCUACUGUGAAAUUAUUGUAACACAUUUCCCAUUUGAUCAACAAAAUUGUAGCAUGAAGCUGGGAAUCUGGACAUAUGAUGGUACAAAAGUUUCCAUAUCCCCGGAAAGUGACCGGCCUGAUUUGAGUACCUUUAUGGAGAGUGGAGAAUGGGUAAUGAAAGAUUACCGUGGAUGGAAGCACUGGGUGUACUACACCUGCUGUCCUGAUACUCCUUACCUGGACAUCACCUACCACUUCAUCAUGCAACGCAUCCCUCUGUAUUUUGUUGUGAAUGUCAUCAUUCCUUGUCUGCUCUUUUCAUUCUUAACCGGAUUAGUAUUUUACUUGCCAACUGAUUCAGGUGAAAAGAUGACUUUGAGUAUUUCCGUUUUGCUGUCUCUGACUGUGUUCCUUCUGGUUAUUGUUGAGCUGAUUCCUUCAACUUCCAGCGCUGUGCCUUUGAUUGGCAAAUACAUGCUUUUUACAAUGAUUUUUGUCAUCAGUUCAAUCUUCAUUACUGUUGUUGUAAUUAAUACUCAUCAUCGCUCUCCAAGUACACAUACAAUGCCAUACUGGGUACGGAAGAUUUUUAUUGAUACUAUACCCAAUGUCAUGUUCUUCUCAACAAUGAAGCGAGCAGCUAAGGAGAAGCAAGAUAAACAGAUAUUUACUGAGGACAUUGAUAUAUCGGACAUUUCUGGAAAGCAAGUAUCAGGAGGUGCAGUUUUCCAUACACCUUUAAUUAAAAAUCCAGAUGUCAAAAGUGCUAUUGAGGGAGUCAAAUAUAUUGCAGAGCACAUGAAGUCUGAUCAGGAAUCAAACAAUGCUGCAGAAGAAUGGAAAUUUGUUGCAAUGGUGAUUGAUCAUAUUCUGCUGGGUGUCUUCAUGCUGGUUUGUAUUAUAGGUACAGUUAGUGUGUUUGCUGGCCGUCUCAUUGAACUCAAUCAGGAGGGCUAAAUCUUCAUCGUGUGCAAACAAUGCAAUACUGGAAUUGGAGAUGGAUAUCCCUCCAUAGAAAAGAUGCAUAGGUUUUUUGUUGCAAUUGUAGUCUGUUUUAUGAAAUAUAUAGAUGGUUUUGUUUUACAAAUGAAAUAUACUUUGGUUAAAUGAAUAUGUAAAAAUGUAAUUAAUAAAUCAUGAACAAUGAUUAGUGAAGAAUAUUAUUAUGAAAAAUACCUGAAACAUGUAAUAGGUUGAACAAUGUUAUAGUUUUAGGUUGAUUAUUGUCAUAUGUACUAAGGUACAGUGAAGAGCUUUGUUUAAUUGCUAUUGAAACAGGUCAGAUAUGCCAUACAUAGAUACAAUUAGUUUCAAACUGAAGUACAAUAGAUUGAGCAAAGGGGAAGAUACAGAGUGCAAAAUGUUGUUCUCAGCAUUGUAGUCCAUCAAUUCAUUCGA
Messenger RNA from Amblyraja radiata (thorny skate), 1872 nucleotides. It is a transcript of the gene chrna1, whose product is annotated as cholinergic receptor, nicotinic, alpha 1 (muscle). The record is from RefSeq and is a predicted model, not a curated record. Gene Ontology annotation, molecular function: transmembrane signaling receptor activity; acetylcholine-gated monoatomic cation-selective channel activity. Bases 19 to 1431 code for a protein of 470 amino acids. Lineage: Eukaryota; Metazoa; Chordata; Chondrichthyes; Rajiformes; Rajidae. The transcript is spliced from 9 exons. Gene Ontology annotation, cellular component: postsynaptic membrane. Gene Ontology annotation, biological process: monoatomic ion transmembrane transport.